Messenger RNA from Macroventuria anomochaeta, 400 nucleotides. RefSeq lists its product as uncharacterized. NCBI's taxonomy places the organism in Eukaryota, Fungi, Ascomycota, Dothideomycetes, Pleosporales, Didymellaceae. The record is from RefSeq and is a predicted model, not a curated record. Bases 63 to 323 code for a protein of 86 amino acids. The transcript has a single exon.
GGAGCUCAGCCUGGUCCUUUGUACUUUGUGGUCCCUGAUCCUUUUGAUGGUUGAAGUCGACGAUGAAUUAUGACGGAGUUCCCCUGACCGCUUUAUUCACUCGAAUCACCCGAGAUAAAACACUCCUCACCGCAUUAACGUUAUGUGCAGCACCUUUCACCGCAAUCUAUUCAGUGCUUCAACAUAAGAAACUCCACAUCUGCCACUGCUCUUCUCUCAUUACUUUGGCUGCUUCCUUUUAUACCCUCCAGGGCUCUUCGUUCUCAUCCUUCCGUUUCCCCUGCUGUUUGCGCUUCCGAUUUGCUUUGUCAAUUAUACGCUGACGCUCCUCUGCUUUUGACGAUGGCGUCAGGUCGUGCUAUGACGAUCGGUUUCUAGGGAUAUCCGUUGGGUACUCACG